Molecule: messenger RNA, 1995 nt
Organism: Cherax quadricarinatus
Lineage: Eukaryota; Metazoa; Arthropoda; Malacostraca; Decapoda; Parastacidae
Source: RefSeq, a predicted model, not a curated record
AGCUGGUGACUGGUGGUGUUGGUGGCGGCGACGGUGGUGGUGGCGGUGGUGCCGGUGUUGGUGGUGGUAGAGGCGGCGGCGGUGCUGGAAGAGGCCUCCACAUGUGGAAACCUGUGUUGCAACAGCGUGUAGGCAUGAUGCCUAUCAUUAUCAACUCUGGCACGGGCAAUGGAACAGAAUUGAUCUACGGUACCUGUAUGCCUGAUGCCUGUACCGCGAGGCAGCUUGAGGAGAGCCUCCUUCAGGAAUAUGCUGCAAAUGACUAUAAAAUCGAGAGCGUAACUUGUCAACCAGAUGAAAUAUGGAGUACUUUCACCGCAGGUGAUAUUGUGUAUACGACACUGGUGAGUGUGUUGGUGUUGCUGGUGUUGGUAGCUGGUAUUAUUGACAUGUAUAUUGAGAAAACCAACAACACAUCGCUGGCCCAGGGUGGUGUUCGCUUCCUCCUGCCCUUCUCACUCUACACUAACACCAGGAAGCUCUUUGACUUCUGUGAUGAGAAACCUGGUGUCAUCAGCUGUGUUCAUGGUAUCAAGGUGUUGUCCAUGACGUGGGUGGUGUACGGGCACCAGCAGAGCAUACCAUACCCCUUCUUCUUCAAUACCAAUGGGAUUUGGAAGAAAAUCAAUGGGUUCCUGUACCAAGUAAUCGCCGGGUCGUACCCCAGCGUGGACACGUUCUUCCUGGUGGGCGGGUUAUUGCUCUCCUACACUGUCUUCAAGCAACUCAACAACGCUGUAAAAUUCAAUAUCAUCCUCUUCUAUUUACACAGACUCAUCAGGUUAAUCCCAUCCAUUGGCAUGGUCGCUGGAAUGUAUGCCACAGUGGCACACUUCUUUGUGGCUGGCCCAUCUGCUGAAAACUGGCACUACUGGCAGAAAGGGUGCCAGAAAAUCUGGUGGAGAGAUGUUUUCUUCCUUGAUAACUUUCUACCUGAUCCAAUUAGUCCAGAUGCAGCAGGAAAUUGCAUGGAUCAGUGUUGGUACCUGGCAGUGGACAGUCAGCUCUACUUGGUAUCUCCCCUCAUCCUGCUACCACUGUAUUACUACAGUACUGUAGGAAGUGUGUGGUUUUAUCUGCUCUCACUGGCAUCUGUUUUCAUACCUGCUGGCAUCAUAUAUCAUAAUGAUUUACCACCAGCUUCAGUACUUGAUGAUCCAAAAAGUGAUGAGUACAUCAACCUUGUAUAUUUAAUGCCAUGGUGUCGUGCUGGGCCCUGGCUGGUGGGCAUCUGGCUGGGUUAUCUUAUCUAUAACCAAGGCAGCAAGAAAGCCACCCUCGAGAAGUGGCAGGUGGUGGCAGGCUGGACAGCCGCUGUGAUUACUGGCUUCCUGGUUGUCUUUGGUAUAUGGAGCUACAACACAGUUCCUCCAAUGGUUGAGUACGAUGUUGUUACACAAGUGGUGUACGGUGGCUUACACCGCUAUGCCUGGGCUUGUGCCGUUGCUUGGGUCAUAUAUGCCUCUCACAACGGCUAUGGAGGUCUGGUGAAUGAGUUCCUCUCUCACCCAGUGUGGCAGCCACUCAGCCGCUUAACAUUCACCUUAUAUCUGGUAGCUCUAUCAUUGCAGAAUUUAAUAAGCUACAACAGUAAGAUCCCAUAUUACUUCACACACCUCAACAAGGUGAUUGAGACGGUGGGAGCCUUGGUGAUCUCUGGUCUCCUGGCAUCGGUGGUCUACCUCACCGUGGAGGCUCCCAUCAUUGGUCUGGAAAGAUGCUUACUCACACCACCUGACCGUACUCGCAAGACCCCAGAAGACGAGUCUACACUCUCAGGACAAGACAACUUGGCGUUUAAGACUGAGACAGAAGACUCAGUUGGUGUUAAUACUGACCUUGGUUCACCGGACGAAGUCUAAGAUAAACUAAAAAUAACUCAGUUUCGAGUAUAAAAGUAUAAUAGCUAGUAGCAACCUUGCAACAUUCACUCAGCAGUGUACAAUUAUGUAAACAAAAAUACUUGAAUAAAGUUACGAAUUUCAGUAAGACUCA